GGCAGCAACAAUUUUCUUCACCGGGGUCAUGAGAAAAAAGUUUGACCCCCCCGAUGUAAAGGCGAGGGCACAACCCACGGAGUAGUGCUGCAGUUUCACAUUCAGACUCUUGGGCAAAUGCCUUGUGGUUCUGGUGACUUACUACUGUUUAUCAGUUUGCUCCAAAGCUGCUUCUAAUGACACCUUUCAAGGCGGAAAAUUGUAUGGUUAACAGAAAAGAUCAGAACUAAGGAUUUUUUUCAAAAAUUGUUUUAUACAGCUCUCCCCUCUCAAGAGUUGAGGGUGUUGUAAAUUCUAAUAAAGCAACUGAGCAUGCAAAGGAAGGAAUAGAAGGUGAUUUGUCGGUCCUCCUAGCAUCCUUCAGUUAAAUUCAGACUGCCAUAGAUCAAGCAACAGAACAGAUGGAUAAUGGAGACUGGGGAUAUAUGAUGACUGAACCAGUCACACUAAAUGUAGGUGGACACUUGUAUACGACAUCCCUCACCACUCUCACAAGAUAUCCCGAUUCAAUGCUUGGGGCCAUGUUCGGGGGAGACUUCCCCACUGCCAGGGACUCUCAGGGCAAUUACUUCAUUGACCGAGAUGGACCUCUUUUCCGGUAUGUUCUUAACUUUUUAAGGACUUCAGAGUUGACUUUGCCAUUAGACUUCAAGGAAUUUGACUUGCUUCGAAAAGAAGCAGAUUUUUAUCAAAUUGAACCACUCAUUCAGUGUCUUAAUGACCCCAAGCCUUUGUAUCCUGUGGAUACCUUUGAAGAAGUAGUAGAGCUGUCCAGCACACGGAAACUUUCCAAAUAUUCCAAUCCAGUGGCAGUAAUUAUAACACAGUUAACCAUCACAACUAAGGUCCAUUCGUUACUGGAAGGCAUUUCAAAUCACUUUACCAAGUGGAAUAAGCACAUGAUGGACACAAGAGACUGCCAGGUUUCCUUUACUUUUGGGCCAUGUGAUUACCACCAAGAAGUUUCCCUCAGAGUCCAUCUGAUGGAAUACAUUACAAAACAAGGUUUUGCGAUCAGAAAUACAAGAGUUCACCAUAUGAGCGAGCGGGCCAAUGAAAAUACAGUGGAGCACAACUGGACUUUCUGUAGACUGGCACGGAAAACGGAUGACUGAUGCAUGGUUCCACAGAUGCCAUUUCAGAGGUUACACGCAACUUCCUGGAACAGCAUACCGGAGAGAAUCUAAUUGUGACUGAAGCAGCAGCAUGGGCUUUUUAUAUGACUAUUUAUUAAUAACCAUUAAGGACUGGAGACGUUACGUGCUCUAGCAGCUGUUUUUGUCUUGUCCAGAAAAAGAUAUGCAUGUGCCUGUUCACACUGUCAAGAUACUUUUUUUAAGGAGGAGUCUUAAAAAUCAGUACGGUAGGACGCUUUGUGUCAGCUCUUUCAAUCUCAAGUGCUAAAUUCACCUAUUUAAAUGGUCUCUAAUUCAUUUACUGUUAGAACACUGGGAGUAAAGAACAAACAGGAUUUAAGCUGCAGAUGAGGGAAAUGCGAGCAUCAUGUAAACUAAUCUAGUUUCUAAAUCCAAUAAACAGUAUUGUAAUAUUUUAGGAAAACAAAUCCUACCCUUUUAAAGUAUUUAAGUACAGCUUUUUACAGUUAUGACAACUGUUUUUCUAUGCAUAUAAAUCAAGCAACCAAAUAUUAUCUGUAGCCAUGAAAAUGUGAUUAGAAACAUUUAUACUGGAUUCUGAAUGCAAAAUAUCCAGAGGUAGAAUUCAUACUUUUAAUGCCUAGUGCAAUAUUAUUCCCAAGUGUAAUGCCUGCCAGCAAAAAGCUAAUAAACAUGUAAAAUAUGGAAA
Messenger RNA from Pelodiscus sinensis (Chinese soft-shelled turtle), 1806 nucleotides. NCBI's taxonomy places the organism in Eukaryota, Metazoa, Chordata, Testudines, Trionychidae. The record is from RefSeq and is a predicted model, not a curated record.